Cylicocyclus nassatus is the source of this 2061-nucleotide messenger RNA. The record is from the annotation of a GenBank genome assembly. Lineage: Eukaryota; Metazoa; Nematoda; Chromadorea; Rhabditida; Strongylidae.
AUGGUAGAGCGAUCAAGUCCCAAGAGUAAUCAACUCGUUGACUUGAACAACCUACUCAAGUUCCAUCCAAUCAAUGCAAUCAGCAUUCGAUUGGACCUACAAGAUGUGCAAGGUAGAUUAAUGAGACACUCUAUAACCGCUGCGGAUGAAAAAGUUUGUCGAAGGCUGUAUGCACUCGCAUCAGGCUACGCAAUUGCUAGAAGACUUGGAAGAACAUUCUACUACCCAGCGCUUGGCAGGGAUAAAUUUUUAUGCUAUCUUGAGCUUGUAUCUCAUGUGUUUCCCAGAACUACCUCUGUAUAUAAAGUUAUACCAAUAGACAACAUCGAGCUGACAAUAGUUCCAUUUGCAGUUGAUGAACACGGGAAACGAACGUGCUGUCGCUACGAUGAUCCAGCGAGAUUUAUGGACCACCCUGCAAAGUUCCUGUUACUCAACCACAGUUUCGCUCAAAACGCAAAUUAUAUGGAAAGCUAUAUUGAUGAGAUACGGCAGUUAUUCUUGUUUUCCGAAGAAAUCCAUACGCAGAUGAAACGAACUUUGCGCCAGCUUAAUCUCGGUAGUGCAAGCGAUUUUAUGUGUGUACAUAUUCGUCGAUCGGAUUAUCUGAGCUAUGGAUUAAAGUCGGAUCUGCCCAGCACAUUGCACGCGACAAAAGACAUCGCUGCAAAAAAGAAUCUUACAAACUACCUUGUUUUUGGCGACGACAAGAAAUUCAUGGCGGAGCUGGCAUAUCUACUUUUAUCAUCGAGCAAUUCUAGUCAAAAGAUCGUACGCAGUUCGACGUUUUCUGAGAUCACCGAUUUCUACGUGGCCCAUCGUUUCUGCAAAGCGUUUUACAUGCGUGUCCCCACAUCGACAUUUGCUUGGUGGUUAGCGUUUUUCUCACGUGAUCAAGACUCCGUAUUUUACUAUCAAAGCCACAUAGUAGAUCAUGAAGAUCUAAAGCCCGACUUUCACUUUGAGAUCGGUUAUAAGACCUUCAAAACCAAAUCAAAGCAUCUUCAAAUUGAGACGUUUUUACCAUAUUUGAUAGAUAUGAGACUAGAUUACAGCUACCAUUUUUGUUGUAUCAACGGACUAAGUAUAUUCGUCUCCGCAGUGAUAUUAUAUUCUCUAGUAUUGAAUCAGUUCUGCAUUUUCGCGAGUAGUAGGGGCAAAUCCAAUAUGCCUGAAGUGGCCAGCUUCGUCAACAGUUCUAUUCCUGUGAAAUACCUAGCAUUAAAACCAAUACGACAUCGAUUGGGAAAUCAGUUGUUUCAUUUCGCCUCAGGUUAUGGUAUCGCAAGGAAACUCAGAAGAAAGCUUUACUAUGCAAUGCCGGGCGAUAACAAUAGAACGUUGUAUUAUCUAGAUAAAAUCACUGAAAUAUUCCCGAAGACUAAAGUCGCGUUUGAGAUUCUACCGCGUGAGCAAAUCAAUCCCGUCUCUGUACGGUUUUACAAUGGAACUAAAUGGCUAGUGAUAUGUUGUGGUUUCUUCGAUACAUCCAAGAAUAAUAAAACCGGAACAAUGUGUGUGCAUAUUCGGCGUAACGAUUUCUUCAGACUUGGGCUGGAAUCUGAUUUAUUUGGGACACUGCAAGCAACAAAAUCUAUUGCAGCAGACAAGGGUCUACGGCAGUACUUGAUUUUCGGUGAUGACAAAGAUUUUAUGUCAUCGCUAGCAGACGAACUUAUCAAAAAUAGCUCCGAAACUCCGGUAAAAGUGGUAAUAUCUACGUUCUCUGAGUUCACUGAUCUCUAUAUAGCAUCAAGAGUUUGCGACGCAUUCCUCCUCUCUGCUGUGGGGUCAACUUUUGGAUGGUGGUUGGCGUUUCUUACAAAGAAUCAAAAUGCAGUUUAUAUUUAUAAGACUGGAAGGAAAAAUGAAGAGUUUCGCUUCAAUGAGGAUGAUUUCCUUCUAAAAACAUGGCACAUUUACAAUGGAGCUCCUUAUAAUUACUCAUCAUUGGCGAUUGCUGGAAUUUUGAUUAUGGCUUGCACACUCGUCGUGGUUGCCUGUCGCUUUGUUUCUUAUAUUAAAAAUGGUUCUGUUCCGCUCUUUUUGCGAGUUUGUUGA